Molecule: messenger RNA, 2378 nt
Organism: Dermatophagoides farinae (American house dust mite)
Lineage: Eukaryota; Metazoa; Arthropoda; Arachnida; Sarcoptiformes; Pyroglyphidae
Source: RefSeq, a predicted model, not a curated record
UUGGAAAAUAAAAAUGAACAUUUUCAACAACAACAACAACAACAAUAAUAAUGAUAAUCGAGAUUCAUCAUUUUCUAAAUCCCGUUUUCAAGUGACCCCAAGAAUAGAUAUCGAAUCGGCUAUAGAAGAUUUAGGUGAAUUUCGUUCACCAACACCGUUUGCCGGUAAUGGUGGUAUUUGUGAUCAUGAUCUAUCUAAUGAACCAUUAUUUGAAUUGGAAGAAAAUGGCAAUAAUAAUACUGUCACUACAACAUCAUCAUCAACUAAUUCAUUUUAUAAUACCAUUUAUAAAUAUCGAAAACUCAAACAAGGUGGUAAUUCUUUGGAUACAGUUUUCUUUCCACCACCACCAAAUCGUCGAUUAUCAACCUAUCCACAUUCGGUAGUGGGGGUACCAUUUUAUAAUGAAAGAAUUUUGGUUUAUAAUUUCCUACAAAGACCUACCGGUGCAUGGGCAAUUGGCUAUCAUGUAUUUGUUUCAUUGGCAGUUGUUUAUUGUCUUAUUUUAACAAUUAUAUCUACUUCAUCAACAGAAUAUGGAAAUUCUCUGGCAAAAACGCUUAAUACUAUCGAUUAUAUGAUUGUAACAUUUUUUAUUGUAGAAUUUUUAGCACGUAUAUGGUCAUCAGAAUGUGUUUCCUACUAUCAAGGAUGGAAGGGAAAAAUUCGUUUCUUUAAGAAUCCAAUCCGAAUCAUCGAUCUUUGCGUCAUAAUAGUUUCAUUAGCAGUGUUGAUCUCAAAUAUACAUGGUGAACUAUUGAUCACAUCAUUACGUGGUGUACGUUUCAUACAAAUAUUUCAAAUGGUUCGAUUGGAUUUCAAAUUUAGACCAUGGCGCAUGAUGGCUUCCGUUGUUUAUUCACAACGAAUUCAUUUGGCCAUUGUAUUCUAUAUGGGAUUCUUGGCAUUAAUACUCAUCUCAUUUGUAAUAUAUUUUGUUGAAAAAGAUUAUAAUGAAGAUUUCGAUAGCCUUGCAGCAUCAAUGUGGUGGGCGGUAAUCACAUUAUGUACAAUAGGCUAUGGUGAUAUGUAUCCAAAAACAUCUACCGGAAAGUUAUUAGCAUGUAUCUGUUCGUUGAUAGGCGUCUCGAUAUUUGCUCUACCUGCCGGCAUCCUUGGAACUGGUUUAGCUCUCAAGGUACAAGAACAACAACGGCAACUAAAAAUAAGCAAACGUAAACAACCAGCAGCUCGUCUAAUACAAUGUGCAUGGAAAUUAUAUGUCGCCGAACAAGAAUUGAUUCGCACAUCAGAUAGUAGUAAAUAUAAUAUUGGCAAUGGUAAUACAGCAUCAACAUUAAGCUGUUUUCGAUCAGUCAUUUGGAAACGAUUUGAAACAAGUAAAAAUAAAUCAAAAACAUUGUCUUGGAAAGAAAUGAAUGGCCUAUGUUUUGUGUUUGCCGUCAAAUUUUGUAUAUCAAAAAGAGAUUUUGUCAAAGCCUUCAAACCAUAUGAUAUAAAAGAUGUAUUAGAACAAUAUGCCGCUGGCCAUGCAGAUAUGUUGGCAAAAAUACGAAUCAUGGAUCAUCGAUUAGAAAAGAUUCAAUCGAAUUCAAUUUCAGCUAAAGCACAGCAUGAUAUUAGAUUACGUUUUCUAACACAUAUAAGUAAACUUGAAUAUGAGAUGCAAAAAAUGCAAAUCAAUCUAAAUGAUUUGAUGCACUAUCAGGUGAAUUCACGGUUAAUCAUUGAAAAUCUAUUAAAAUAUCUACUUGAUCAACAAAUUUCAUUGAGAUGUCUUUCAAAUAAUAAUAAUAAUCGUUGUCGUUUCGGUAGAUUGAAUCAAAUGGAUGAAUGUAAUGUUUGUUCCAAUACUAAUAAUCGAACAACACAAUUAUUAUCACAAUUUCAUAAACUAAAUUUUGUUGAUAAACUUGAAAAAAUAUUUCAAACUUUUAAUCAAGAUGUAUUGUUACAUGUUAUUGGUAAUAAUAACAACAACAAUAACAACAACAACAACAACAAUGAUAAUAAUAAUCAUUGUCAUAGCCAUUCUUGUUCCUAUUCACAGCAGCAAAUCAAUCAUGCUCAUCAACAACAGACAAUUGUCCAAAGAAGGCGGCUUUCAUUUUGACAAAACGCCUCUACUAUUUUGUUUGUUUUUUUUUGUAAAUUUUUUUUCUAUCUCUUUUCUUCUCAUUAUAAUUUAAAUUCACCUUUUUUUACAUACAUAUAGAUCUGAUAUAUUUUUUUUUUUUUUUUUUUUGAUGUUUUAUGCUUUACAUACAAUGGAAAUAAAUGACUUUAUUAUUAUAUAAAUCAUGAUCAUAAUUUAUUUGAUUGAUAUGAAUGGAUAAAACAUUCAAAAGUCAAUGAAAGGAAGCCAACAUUUCAGUGGUUGAUCACCAUCUAAAAAAACACACACACACACACCUGUU